AGACAACUACAGCACAAGGAAGGGAGUGGACUCUUGCGUGGAAUAUACGAAAGACUGAACAGCAGUGGUUCCUUCAUCUGGUAAUUUAAUCCAAUGUCAACUUGCGAGAAUCUUUUCUUUCUCCUCUUGCUCCUGGCACUGACCCUGAAUUGUACUGCUGUAUUUGAAGUCAAAAUACCAGAUUCCUCAGUGACAGGCAUCCACGGUCAAUAUGUUCUGCUGAGAUGCAGUUUUUCCAUUAAUAAAGACAGUUCUUUGGAAGACAUAGUCAUCACAUGGCAAACAGUAAAAUCUGAGGAAGUUGUGCAUAGCUUCUACUAUGGAAAGAACCAGCUAGAAAAACAGAGUUUGCGCUUUUUCAACAGAACCAGCCUUUAUCCAUCAGAAUUUAAACAUGGAAAUGCUUCUCUAAAGUUAGAAGGAGUAAGCCCUAAGGAUGCGGGCGAGUACAUAUGUUUCGUUAGCAACUCAUAUGGGAGUAAUCAAGCAACGCUACAGUUGUCCUUUGCAGCAUUCUUCACCAGUCCUGAGCUUGUGAUAGAGUUACAGGCCCAUACAAUGACCUUCGUCUAUCUCUCCAAGGGAUAUCCAAAGCCAGAAAUAGAGUGGCACAGCAGUGGCACAGAAAACAUCUCUGAGCUGAUACAGACAUCUUUUCAGCAAAGUGAGAACAGCCUGUACCAAGUGACCAGUACCCUGACAGUGCAUGUACAGUCCAAUGCAACUUAUAGUUUCAUACUAAGAAACAAGGCUGUGAACCAGACAGUAACCAACGUUUUCAGUCUCCUUCCAGGUAAAAUACCGGAAAAAGCUGCAUCCCAACGAGUGCACUGGACAUUGGUCAUGCCUAUAGUCUUUCUUCUAGUUAUUUUAGUUACUGGAAUAAUUUUUUAUAGACAUGAAAAACAUUAUUACAUACAAAAUAAGGUUAAAACAACUCCAUCUAGUGUUUUGAGUUUUUCAAAAACCUGAUUUUUCCACUUAUUGAGACUUCCGCCAGGAACUGAAACUAUACAUUAGAACUCGGGCUGUAGAAAAUGAAAUGAAUUUUCAAGUAGCACCUCAUUUUGUAAUGAAAUAGCCAGAGAAAAUGGAUCUUUGGAGACAAAACCUUCUAGUGGAAUCAACAGAGAUUGGGACAAGACAUUCCAAUAAUGUACCAUGCAUUACCACUUAUUAUUCAUGUGUUCCUGGAACCCAUCUCUGUACAUAAGAAACUGAGGUAAAUGACCAGAUAGCCAUUCAAGGAACAAGAUAUCUGAAAGUGAAGUAUCUCAGACCGUGGUAAAGGCACUAUGCUGUUUUUGUUUUGCCAUAUAUUGUUACAAUGACAGAACAGCCCUUAAUGUAAUUUACCAACAGUUGUAUAAAAUACAGAAAAUCUGUUAUUGUUGUUGAUAUGAACUCCGAGAGUCUGAAAAAUAAGAAACUCUGUGACACUUAAGGUCUAAGAAUCUAAACAGGUUUCAAGCUUUCAGUCAGAGAUUCAGAGACCUUAUCCAGAUAUAGACCAGAGAGGUAAGAAACACAGAGUGAGAAGUAAGCAGAGAAACACAGACAGAAAGACAGGAUUUCAGUUGUUUUCUACCAAGUGAUUAGAGACUACUAAAGUAAGGUGUGAACAAUGGAAGCGCAGUGUUUAGCAUUUCAUAAGAAACUGCUUGUUUUUAUGCCAACCUGGACAAAGAUAAAAUCCUUUAAACAUAAAGGAUUUUAACUCUUGAUGUUAAAAGCCUAUCUAUAAACAAACUUCCACUAGUGGAAAAAAUCCAUUUUUGUAGAAAGAUUCACUGUUGCAAUAUGUCCUGCUAUACUCAAAAUCUCACUGUGUUGAUAUUCUGAAGGAAUAACCUGGGCAGGGAAGGACUGUGAUGAGAUUUACAAAAGGGUGAGGUGUUGAUUAGACAAAAAGGUUGUAGCAGGAGCCUCAUUUCAAUACUUUUCAGUCAAUCUGAACUGUGCAAUUUAAAGAUACUGAAUAUUAUAAAGUAGCUACUCAUGCAGCUAUAAAAAUGCCGUUGAACUGCGAUAACUAUUACUUCAUCUGUCACAUUAAAACAGGUCCCUAAUUAGCAAUAUUUUAUUCCCUCAGCAAAUGCACAGGAUAAAUUGUUGUCAAAGGGAUUUUAGUAAAUGGGAGCUUUUAUAACAUGUAUAAAACUAGAGUGGAGCAUCAGUUUAUUCAAUUUUAUAAGUAGUGAGUUUUUAGGGGAAGAUUAUAUCAGGUAAACAGAAUUUAUUUAUUUUGUUUUGUUAAUUACCUUUUUAUAUGUUCCAAUAGUGUUAUAGGUCUAUGAAAGUUCUACUUUUGUGCAAUGCCUCCAUCUGUAUAUUUUCAUAAACUGGCAUAGGGCCACAUAAAGACUUGAACAAUGUUGUCUAACAUUUAACAAUAUGAGACGGAGAGCACAUCAAAACUGAUACAAGUUUUAGAUUUUUAAUUAUGUGGGAGUAAAUACCAGUCUUAUUUUCUAUGCAAAAGUGCAUUAUAGAUACGUGAAUGAAAACCUUUUUAUCCAUUCAUCCAUGUUAAUUACAUAGAUGUGUAUUCAUCACAGAAAUGAAGCCCGUCAUUGACUGAAGUAGAGAUCUUUGCAGAGUAUAAAGGGGUAUUUUCUGUCAACACUCAGUGGUGUAUCAUCCAUGUGGUAAAUUACCAGAAUCAUGACAAAACUCUAAAAACAUGGCUGCAUUAAAUAAAGAUCACUGUAUACAAAAAAAAAUGUCAAAGGAGUUUGCAAAGUAGGAAUUAAUGCAAUCCCCAAAAAACAAGUAUGUAACACUAAUGUCUGGUAUCUUUUAUUUUUUUUACUUAAAAGUGUUGACAGACAUAUUGCUAAAUUACCAAAUGUUACUGAGAACAGAAUAAAGGUAUAAUUCAAAUUCAGGGCCACCUGAGAAAUUAAAUUAUGACCCAGAAAAUGUUUGAAUUUUCUGUACUUUUUCCUAUGUAAAUGAUUAUUUUUCUUCGCAUGAAGGACAAAUAUGCUAGUAUGUUUCUAUUAGUUGAUUUCUAAUAGCUUUAAUACUGUCUUGUGAGAUAAAAGCUCACGAGAAAGAAAGUGAAAAUGUGGGAAAAACAAGAGAAAGAGAAAGAGAAAACAGAUGAUUGAAAAAUAUAUAUUUUUUUAAGAUUCUAAAGUAAAACAGAGCAGCCUUCUUGGAAAAGUGUUUCAUGAAUAACUAGGCAUCCUUCUACGCAAUGAAGGAAUGGGUGAUGAUCCAAAGUGUAUUUAUACAGCAGGGAUGCAGGGAUUGAAAAGCCUCACUGUGGAUAGCAUAGAUGGAAACAUGAUCAAUAAGAAUCAAAAUGUACCGGUUAAGCCUCAACAAGCCCUUUAAUAAGACAAGAUGUUGAAAAUGUCAGAUGCUCUAAUACGAUUAGUGGUUCAUGCUGUACAUAUGAAAAUAAUGAGACUGAAUAGGCCUAAAAAAUAACUGUCUUUUAUCAGUUUCUGUGACUUUGUGUUGGGUUGGUACCAUAUAAUGCAGCAAUAAAGAAAGAAAUCUCAUUUAUUUAGCGGUAAAGAAGGGGAAUUGGGAAGGUGUGAGUUAGUAAUAGCACAUGACUGAACUGGCAAAGAUAGUACAGAGAUGGCUAUCAUAAAAUAAUAACCAUAACAUGACAAUGUGGUAGAAACAGUUUUCCCAGUAAUCUUAGGGCCCAGUUCCAAAAGACUUGCUUUUGGUGGAAGUGAAUUAACUCCAGUGUAAACCUGCCUUUACUAAUCUAUCUCUGCUGAAAUCUGGUAGGUAAGCACAGCUGGCCUAAAAUCUGAGGCCCAGAAUGGAUGCAGAUGCUUUGAAAAACAUUACUUAUAACAGCGACAUUUUCUCCUAAAAUUAAGUGAAAUAAAAUUGGACAAAGUUGUGUUUAUACAGUAUUGUACAUUAUGUAAAAAUUAUAUCUGAAAAAAGGAUAAAAAAAACUGUGUUUACAGAAAUCUUGAAGUGUUUCAGAUUAUACAUAGGACUUUCACACAAGAAUCCAUUAAAUUUAUUUAGGGUAAAACAAAGGCAGAAGAUUACUGCAUAUUUUUUACUGCAAACAUUUUGGUAAAUUGUGCAGAUUUCCUGUGCAAAGCAACCAUUUUUAGAGGAAAGCUGUCUGAUCCAGAAGUAAGACACUGACAUUGUAAAUUCUCUGCCUAACUUUAAAUGUUUUGCAUGAUAUAGCAGUAUAUUGCUGAGUUAGGAGGAAUAGAUAUUUAGUUGUCAUCCCAUAGUCAAGGCUGCUGCUGCUGCCGUCUGUACCUUUACCAUCUAUCCAGUGUUGGACAAAAACACUUUUUAAGUUGUUAAAUGCUCUUUAUUAUAUGUGUUAAAAUAACAUGUAGUGUUACUUUACAUUACAGGAAUGAAACAAAGUCAUGUAUUUAUUUUCAUGCUCAUAUUUAUUGUUUUAAUGUAUGUCAAAUGUCCUACUGUUGUCUCUAAAGUGAACUGUAGGAGCUGGACUUCAUACUUGUCUACAGGUGUUAUCAAGGUUGUCUGCAUAUGUUACUUAUUAGUUUGGGUCAUUCUUCUAUAUUUGGUUUCUGUGUACACCCCUCUGUACAGGGCCUCCUGACCAAGUGAAUUCAUACCUCUGAUAUUCAGAAAUCUGCCAUUUCUGUUAAUAUGGCCGCAGCACUGGUUCUCAGCCUGACCACCUAUCAGAACCAUUAGGGGUCAGUAGCAAACAAAAGUGACCAAAUAACCCAUUUCUUUACAGAAAGCAUGCAGUCUGACACAUGUAAACUGUUGUCCCAUUAACCAGUAGUCUGCACUUAAGAACCUGAACUGUUGUCACUGCAAGCAUUAAAAUGCUCUUCUUUUGGUGUGCUGCCUGACUGCUUAAAUUUUUAUUGUGUGUGUGUGUGUGUGUGUGUGUGUGUGUGUGUGUGUGUGUGUGUGUGUGUGUGUGUGUGUGUGUGUGUGGUGUGCUAUGUGUGAAUAUUAAAUAGAAUAUUAACUGUAGAAAUCCAAAUACAUUAAGGCAAUACAAAGAAACAGUGCAACUAAG
Protopterus annectens (West African lungfish) is the source of this 5005-nucleotide messenger RNA. Its product is annotated as CD276 antigen-like. The record is from RefSeq and is a predicted model, not a curated record. Lineage: Eukaryota; Metazoa; Chordata; Ceratodontiformes; Protopteridae. Bases 94 to 972 code for a protein of 292 amino acids. The transcript is spliced from 5 exons. Gene Ontology annotation, cellular component: external side of plasma membrane. Gene Ontology annotation, biological process: immune response; negative regulation of T cell proliferation; cellular response to lipopolysaccharide.